Molecule: messenger RNA, 700 nt
Organism: Brienomyrus brachyistius
Lineage: Eukaryota; Metazoa; Chordata; Actinopteri; Osteoglossiformes; Mormyridae
Product: ribonuclease-like 3
Exons: 2
Coding region: 65-544 (159 amino acids)
Molecular function (GO): nucleic acid binding
Source: RefSeq, a predicted model, not a curated record
GAGUGAUCUUCACCUGCAUUCACAGACAACAGCGAAACAUCUCCAGCUACUGGUCCUCUUCGUCAUGAGCCAGAAAGAAAAUAUGGCAUCUGUCUGUCCCACUCUGUUCCUGAUCUUCAUAUUUGGGUGGGCAGCUGUACCAGUGAUGUCUGAGAUCAACAAGUCAUCCAAUAAAGACCAAUAUCACAAAUUCCUCAAGCAGCAUGUCAUUAAGAACAUGAAAACAAAUGGAUGUGACAAUGCAAUGAAGAUCUUUGACAGGACUCCCUGUAAACCAAUUAAUUCAUUCAUUGUGUCUGAAGAUAUUAAUGUAAUAAAAGAUGUUUGUACAACGGCUGGUUCUACAUGCAGUUCAGAGCUACACAUUAGCAAUAACUCUUUUCAUGUGAUCACUUGUAUCCACCAGGGAAGGUCAAACAGUUCACCUUGUACAUACAAGGGACAAGAGAGCACCAAAAAAAUUAUCAUUACUUGUAAGGGUGAGCUACCUGUGCAUUACGCAGGAGGCGUAGCCCCCCACACAUCUGCUGAAGAAUCAGUUUAGGCCCAAAGUAAUUGGGACCAAGAUGAGAUUAUUAUAGCUUGUGCAUUUUCUGAGAGCUUAUUUGGAUGUAUAAUCAUGUUUUCCAAUAUCCAAUUCAUAUGUAUUUCUCUGAUGCUUCUGUAAAAUCUGUUGCUGAUUAAAGAUUCUGUAUUAGCA